This is a messenger RNA of Camelus dromedarius (Arabian camel), 12229 nucleotides long. RefSeq lists its product as uncharacterized. The transcript is spliced from 2 exons. The record is from RefSeq and is a predicted model, not a curated record. Bases 2762 to 3523 code for a protein of 253 amino acids. Lineage: Eukaryota; Metazoa; Chordata; Mammalia; Artiodactyla; Camelidae.
UUGACAAUAGAGAAGAUGAGUUCCUGGUCUAUUCUAAUAAAAUAUACUGGAAGUGCUGUCCAUGUUGGUCAAGUUAGAUAGCUGCUUCCAAAUAGAUUUUUUUUUUCCUCCACAGAGAUGCAGCAUGUGAUGAUGGCGGCUGUUUUUACCUGAGGUGGAGGAGAAUUUUAAGGAAAGAUGAAACAGUUCAGCUCAGAGGACUCAAACCUACUUUGGAGGACACAGAGAGAAGAGAAGUAGGAAAAUAGAUAAAGAACUUUUACUUCCCAAUGCCAUUAAAAUCCAGGUAGUGACCUGUAUAAAAUGAUCUGAGAAGGAAAAUAAGUUGGUGUAUCAACACAACGUCUCAUUAAGGGCAGAAAACAGUUUUCCAUGUAAUGGGCUUUUCUUCCUCUCCUUCACUUAACAAAAAGGAAAGCGACUAGUAGCUGCCCUCCUGGCUUCUGUAAGUUCUGAAUAGCUAAAUAGCUAAGGUGAGCCUACACCAAGACAUAAUAGAAUGAAAAUAGCCGAAGUCAAAGUCAAAGAGAGGAUUCUAAAGGUGGCAAGGGAAAAACAAGCUAUAAGCUGAUUUCUCUACAGAAAUGUUCUUAGCCAGAAGGGAGUGGCAAGAUACAUUUAAAGCCCUGAAAGAGAAAAAUCUGCAACCUAGGAUAGUCUACCCAGUAAGGUAAUUAUUUAGAAUAGAAGGAGAAAGAAAGAAUUUUUCAGACAAGCAAAAACUUAAAAGGAUACAGCAAUACUAAACCUAUCCUAAAAUAAAUAUUGAAAGGUCUUCUCUAAAUAGAAAAGAAUCAAGAAUCUAUAAAAAAGAGAAAAAUCACAUUUAGAAAUGCAGUAACUACAAUGAACAACAAAAGAAUAAGCUUGGAAAUGUAAAAGAGGACAUCAAAAUCAUAAAAUGUGGGGAAGGGGAGUAAGAAAAUGUAGAUUUUUUUCUUUCUUUUUAGAAUGUGUUUGAGCCUAUAUGGCUGCCAACCUAAAGCAAGUAGAUACAGUAAUGGGUUAACAUACCUGAAAAACAGUAACCACAAAUCAAAAACAUGCAAUAGAGUCACAAAAACCAAAAAGAAAAGAACUCAAGCAUAAUACACAGGUAAGGUGAAAACAGAAACCUUGAACCAGGCAGGGUGGCUCCAUCCACUCACAUGUGCUUGUGACUAUCUUUGAUGUACCAGGUGCUGUGUGCUAGGUCCCAAGGGCACAGUAAAAACAAGGUGAAACUAACAAAAAGCCUGGGGUGAUGGCUUUUGUGAAAUCGGAUCAGUAGGAUGAUUUGGGAAUGUAGUUAGCAGGCUAAUCUGGUUGGUGGGAGGCUCCAAGGGAAAGCCAAACUGAAGAAGUGGUAGUUAAGCUGAGACUUGGAGGCUGAGUAGGAGUAAGCCAGGUGAAAGGGAGGCAUGUUAAGAAGAAACAGAAUGUGCCAAAUACCUGGGACAAAAAAAAAAAAAGGACCUUGAAGAGCAAAGGGGAGAGCCUUCUGACAUAAGCUAGCCAAGAAGACAAGGCUGAUUGAGAUAUCAACGCCUUUUCUCCCUGACAGUGAAAAAGAAGUAGCAGUGGUGCAAUUCUGGCUGUGGCUGUCGGCCAGGUUUGAGAUGUGCCAGUCUCAGUGCCCCCUUCAUACCUUACAGCUGAACUGUGGUCAUCUGAUCUUCAACCCACUGAUUCUUCUAGACAAUUAGAUUUUAAGUUAUCAGCUACCCCCCCCCAGCUUUAUAGAGGUACAACUGACAAAUCUGUAGGAUGUUUAAAGCGUACAACAUGAUGAUUUGAUAUACAUAUAGAGUAUGAUAGGUUGUCUAAAAUCGAGUUCAUUAUUAACACAAGGUUAUCAGCUUUUAAAUCUUCGGGCUAACAAACUAUUAACUCUACAUUUUGUUACAGGUGUUAAGUUGGUACUGGGUGCCUGAGGGAGCAGGGGCCCCUGAGAUUUGUAAGGCCUCUUUGUGUAGCCCCUUCAGCCUUGCAGAACGUCUGCCACUGCAGGAGUCAACGUGACACUGCAUGCCAGCUCUGCCCUGGCCCCAAAGACAGCAACUUUUCUUUUUAAUUGCUUCCCAGUGAUGCUUUCUUCCUUCCAGGCCCUGGUCUGAUCCAGGGAGCCCUGGUAGGGAGCCAAGGGAGUGGUGUAUCCCCUUCUUCAAUGAGAUUCCUCCUCAGAGAAUAGCAUUGGGCAAAAUUUCUGUUACUUUUUUUGUCUUCCCUUCUUUAAUUUGACUCACUGGCUACCCAAAGUUGCCUACUUUGAUAUUCUCAACAUCCCCCCUCCAUCCAAGAACAACCCCAUUGAACAACAACAAAGAGAAGAAACGAUAAAAAGUUAAAACAUAGCUUGAGUAAUAUAAUACAGAGACAAUACAAUUUUGGGGGUGAAAUUAUACUAAAGUAUAAAUGACUGAAAUGUGCAUACCUUCUCCUGUCUCCUGUGUGGAAAGUAUCUUUUCUUUUGUAUGUUGUUAUUUUAACGAAGUUUGCAUAGUAGCCUGAGGUUUUAAUUAGCCAUUGGAUCAAAAUGAAGUCUUUCUAACUGCAUAAAGUACCUUAGACCACAAGGUCAUUUCUCUGAAACCUUUGGCACCAUACCAGUAGGCAGCCACAGAUAGUGCCAAAAGGAAUUAGACUCUGGUCUGAUUUUCAUAUAUUACUUGUUUUUUCCAUCUCAAAAUCUAUCAACUGCUCAAACCUGCAGAUACAAACAGGAACAAGCUGGGGAGAAGAGUCCCAGAGGGCGCUUCAAAGAUACUCUACUCCUCAUCCUAUGCGCCUCACCCCACUUCACACACACACUCCUCCAUGUAUCCCCUUGUCGGAGACCUACCCCAAGGUGAACAGCAUCCCAGUAAGUCUAAAGGCACUGACUGCUUCCUCAGCCGCUGGAUGUGCCAACCCACUCCCAUCCCCAAACCCGACCCUUCCACCGGACACUCAUUUGGGUCCUACAGAGGGUGAACCUGUCGCAGGAGGCGCGACUAGCAUCACCUGGCCAGGUCCACGGAGCAGGGCCCUAAGCCUGGGGAGCAGAGCUGCAGCCAUCACCCACCCGCAGCUUCACAGCCGGCUCUCCAGGACCCAGCUUAGGAGAGCGCAGGACCCCCUGUUUGGGGCUCUUUGUUCCCCGCCCUCCUGGUUCCUGCUCUCAAACCUUCCUCCCAGCAGCCCCCACCGGAGCACCCAACCUACAGGAAAGUUGCUCCCGAGCUGUGGAGGGGCGUCAUCGCCUCCUAGCAACGCUCCUAGCAACCGGGUAACAUCUGCUCCCUCUGGUCCAAUGCGAGCCGAGAACAGCUGCGCGCCCGCCUCGCGUUCAGAACCCGGAGCGAGAGGCGCUUCAGAGACUGGAGGGCCGGACCUGCAGGAGCCAGGGCUGCCCGCCGAGCUGCAGUUGCCGCUGCUGCCGCCGUCGCGCUGCUGCCGCCGUUGCUGUCAGCACCCUCUGAAGAGUGACAGCACCGCAAAAACGGGAGGGAGCACUGAACCCCGCGCCUUUAUGAAACAGGUGGAUGCGCCCAUCUCCUGGUAGCCAUUCAUGAGCCUGAGGCUGUGAGAAAUGCUUGCUGUGCAAAGGGGAACUCUCACCAGAUUUUCUGAAGCUGUCCUAGAAAUACACUUUUCAGAUUGAUUCAGCAUUACCAGGUAAUCACUAACUUAAAAGAAAUCACUGUUUAAAUAUGUAUCCAGAGAAAUAAAUGCUAAUGUAGCAUUGCCAUAACUUACAAGAUCAAUAUAAGAGGUUGCUUAUAUAGAGGGUUGCUGGGUAGAAGUCAAUAGAGAUUUUCUGUAGAAAGGACAUUUGUGGGCUGGCAGAUUUUCGUAAGACCCAAGUGAAUAGGGCGGGACAAGUUAGGUAGCCUGGCUUGAGGGAAAAUAUUAAGCAGAAACCUUAUGAGCACACGGGUGCAUGUGUGAAAUGAAGGCAAUGCAGAGAGCUCCCCAAGUUGCAGGAAGAAAUUGUGGUGAUUUUUAAAAUUUAACUUGUAUUGAGGUCAUAGUGAUAGAAACCCAUGAGUGGUAAGCAUUUUAAACUCAGUUUUCAAGAUAUAAUACAGUCUCUUAAUGUGUGUUCAGCCCUCCAGGGUUGUAUAACUUUCACAUGUACUGAGCUAUCAGUGUCCAGUUCCUAUAAGUAACCAGCCUGGCAAAUUACAAUCAAACUCAAGAAAAUAUACCAUGUCAUAUUUCUUCCUUUCCCUUACCUUCCCUCUCUUUGUAAAAAUAAAUAAUUGAACAACUUUACUUAGAAAUCUAUUUGAAAAUGUAUUCUGGUCUAGUUUAUUUUUAUAGUUUUUAUAGAUAUCAUGGGACUUUAAAGUUGCUACUCUCCAUAGUCACUCACUGAAAUAUCUAUAGCUUAAUUAUUUCAAGCAUUAAAGAUGACUGACUGACACAACAUUGUAAAUUGAUGCUUCAAUUAAAAAAUAAAUGAAUAAAAUUUUAAAAUAAAUAAAAAUUAAAAAAAUAAAGCAAUGCCCUCAUAGAGCUUAUUCGUUGUAAAAUUAAAUGAUAUUUCCUUGUCUCAUCUGUUAAAAAAAAAAAAACUAAACUUGGAAAGAAGACCAAAAACAAAAGAUGACUAUCUGAACCAUCAAAAUAUUAUUUUCACUAGUCUUUAAUACCUCCCACCCUUUUUCCUUACUCCGUCAUAAUUACUGCAUUUUAUGGUGAGAAACAAAUCCAAAGAGACCAGUAAGAUUUACUGUCGCCUGUCCUGAGAUGCAUGCAGAGCUCUAGCCAUGCUAUCAAUCUGAGGAAAGUUUGAGUAAAGCAGCCACAAGUAUUGGCUCAUGUAUAUGCAUUGGUCUUGUGCAUUAGUAAUUUAUACACAUCCUAUCUCUUUGUAAUAUGCAUAGAAGUUUAAAAUCAUUCAGUGCCCUUUAAUUUAUGUGAAUGAGUCUGCCAUUUCAUUGAGACCACUGUCACAAUCAAAAGGUCAAGUGAAAGGGGUUCUUAAAUUUUAAUUUUGAUUCUAUCAUGAAUGUAUAAUGUGUGGGAUAUUUACUGUGAAAUUUUGAUGAACAUAUUCUGUUUAAACAAAUUCAUCAGAAAAAGUUAUGGAAUUUUGUUUCAAAAAAAUAAAUCAAGUAAAUCAGUAUAAUGUAAGCCUUUAAUCCUAGAGACAUUGGUAGAUCCUAAGUUAGAGCAUGAAAUAAAUUCCACCAAUUUGUGGUUAAGGAUCUGUCCCUCUUGUCAAUGGGAACACCAGCUGUACUUGUACAUAUCAUAGUGUACAAAGAGGGGUGUAUUUAGGGUCAUAAGAUUUAGAUAAGGCUGAGAUUUAAGCAGGUUAAAACUGCAAUCGAGUUCUAAUUCCAGCUUUUUCCUCAUAUACUCUAUUUGGAAGUUUUUAGGUGUUUAGGAACAUUCCAUGCUCAGUUUUGUGUCAUAUGACUUUCAUGAGAUUUAGCAGAUGCUUUGAAACAUGGAGAAAUGCUGAAAGGUUUGAUCAAGAUGCUGAGCCCUUGCCUCUACAUCUGGGCUCUCCACAGAGGCCUCGUGCCAGCUGGCUUUAGCUGUCAAAACACUGGCAUCCCAACAAUAGCUUAGGUAUAAAAGCCAAGGUAUAACCAGCUCAGGUUGUUCUGUCAAAGCAGUCUGCUUCAGAAACCCAGAAAAGGCUAAAGUAAAGUAAUGAUUUCAGAAACAGAGGAUAAAUUGACCAUAACACUGCAGCACUAAAACUUAGGAAGAAGUACACCUUCAGGUACCAGGAGGCACUAAUCCUUGUCAACCCUCCCCACCCUCAGCUUUAUUUUUAAUAAGUUGUCUGUCUAAAUAGUCUCAAUACUUUACCGUUUCCCCUUUUUAGUCUAACACAAUUAUUUUUUAUUUUUUCCUGGCUAAAUAUAUUCUAUCAGGCUAAAAACAGAGCCACCUAUUUUGCUGCAGUAAUUCUCAGUGGGGUGUAGGAUUUUAAAGAGUACUUAGGGUUUGCUAGUGUUAUGUUUGGUAAUGUAGUAUAAUUUAAUAUUUAGAAAAACUUAAACCUUUUUCAUGUGAUAAGUUACAGAAAGUAAAAUGCAAUAAGAAAAACCUUGGUGGGUAGAGAUACAAGAGUCUUCUAAGUAUCAGUGAUGAUUAGGAAGGAAGGAGCAGAGAUUUAAAGCUGGGAAAUCCCCUCUGUGGUGAUACAUCAGAGUUUGUGUUAAAUAUUAAAUGCUUAUUAAAAGGCAAUGUGGGUUAAGUCAUCACGAGAGGCUGGAGAUACUGCAAGGAGAUUCAGGACUCAGGAGCCUGGGGUCUCAGGUCUGUCCCCAUGUGCUACUCAUUUUACUGCUUUAUGGCUCAGUUCCUCCAUGUCUAACAUGGGGGAUAAGAUCAUCUCUUGGGUGCCAUGCUUGAGUUGACACAAUGCAGUUUAAUGAAGCACCUACCGCUCUUUAGAAUAAAGGUGCCUUGUGAAUGAAGAACAUUUCGCUAUUAGAACACCUCCAGGUGGCAACACCAAUCGGACACCAUAUGAGUGAGGGCAGAGGAUCAACCAACUCCAGAGCAAAUUCUUAUACAGUCAGCCCUCGGCGUCUGCAGACGCGGAACCCGCGGAUACAGAGACGAAUGCUCCAUAAGGGGCUUGAUCAUCUGCAGAUUUCGGUAUCCGUGGGGGGUCCUGGAACCAAUGCCCCGAUACUGAGGGACGACUGUAUAUUCUUGGUAAAGGUAAUGAUUGGUUCCAUUUUAUGUUUUUGUACUACCUUUCUGGGAUAUCAGGCUAAAUGUUUUGGUGAUAUACCCAAACUUGACAGUGGUGUCAAAGUGGAAGGCAGUGAGGGUGACACAGAUGAGGUACUUCUCAAAAGACCACUGCUGUGCGCAUAUCAGGGAUUAAAAACCCUUCUGAGGGGCGGUAGAUCACAGGGUUCCCCUGCGAAACCCACUGCACUUGGUCUCUCUCCUUAAUGGGGCCAGAUCGUGACAGAGGUGAGGCUUCCGUGCAGCAUCACGGGGAAUUUCAUGAUUACAUGGCUGGUCAUAUCCCAUAUAAUGAUAUUCUCUUUGGUUCAUAAACCAUCACCACUGGAACAAGAUGCGCAUGUGGAACUGGUGGUCUUGUCUUUAGCAUUCCACGUCUGUGCUUGGGGCUAUCCCCAGUGCUGCUGGUUUCUUGAGAAACAUGUUUAACUCUCUGGCUGUCAGUAGCCCUGGAAGUUCCCAAGAAAGUUUUCCAGGAGCUGCAACUUUUGGUCAUUCUGUGCUGCCGGUGGAGUCAAUCAUGUGCUUUGCAUGGAUGAUAAUCUGAAGGAAUAGAUUACUCCAUUGAUUCAGAGCUAAAAACUGGCACUGAGUUCUGUUCCUCUAGAGCAUAUUAUCCAGAAGGGUGCCAGGCAAGGGGUCAUGAGGGGGAAGGCUGAUGGCACAUUGCUAAAUAUCAACAAAGCUGAAGGUCUGCAGAAGGCACAGCCUUCCAGCCUUGAAUGUUGCAUGUGUCUGCCUUCUUGAAUGUACUCAUGUAUUUUUCACGCAACCUGGGCUCACCACUAAAGAGAGGACAAACGUCUCCUGUACAGCAUAGCGCUGCCGAGUAGCAUUUAGAUGUAUGACUUCCAAAAUGAGGCCACUGCAAUAACUAUACCUAAUAUUUAUUGAGCAGAAAAUAUGUGGAUAUAUGAAGGCACUUAGUAAGUGCUUUUUAAAUGUCAUCUUAUUUCAUCCACAUACAAUUCAAUGAGUUCGAUAUUUGGCCUGAAUUAAUCGAUGAGGAAACUCAAGCUUUUUGAGAUUAAGCGCUUUGUCCAAAGUCACUAAGAAAAUAAAUUGUAGACCUGGGAUUUGAACCAGUGCCAUGGGACGGCCCUAGAAGGUGAUGCUGAAAUAUUUGAAACCAUGCAGCAAGGUGGUGGAAUGUGGUUCACAGUGACAGAUGGAAUAACUCUUUCUAAACAAAAGUGCCCAUGGUCCUUCAGGGAGGAUUUCGGUAGCUUUGCAGUGAGCACAGCAUUAUUUAGAUAGGAAAGGAUAAAGGCUUUUUAAGGUUCGUGCCAGGCUAACACCAAGCAAAGAGAAAUGAACGAGAGACAGGAAGCCGGGGCCCUUGAGUUGCCUACAUCAUGAGUCAGUUGUUGAUCUGAGACCAGAACCACCUUAUUUUCCCCAUUGAUCAAACUCUUCUUUUGUCUUUGGCUACAGAUGCACACAUCCAAUAGGAAGGUCUCAAUUCUGGUUUCGCAGUGUGUUGAUUAAGGUGUUGUAGGGAAGAAAAUGAAAACCAAAAUUAAGAUACGUUGACCAUCUCUCUGGCUCUUCAUGGUCUUGGACAAAGAAUGGGUUACUAUGGCAGGAGUUGUUCCUUUAUUACCGUCUGUACUCUCGAAGUGUUUGUAAACUAAUCUGUGGAUGAUAUUUCCUUAAUGUACUGCCCGUGGGCUGUGCACCAAAUGAAAUCACUUUUGUACGAUAAUAAGAUUUCAGUUGUCUGGGGGCAGAAGCAGAAGAAGAAGGAAGAGCCUUUGACCAAUCAUUUGUAAUUACAUUUAAAACAUUUAUUUAAAGAAAUAGGUAUAAAUUGUACCAUCAGAACUCUGAUGACAGGGAUGGUCAUUCUGUUCUGUGACUUCUAAUUUGUUGUUUGUUGAAGUCUUGGACUAGGAAACCCAGUGAGGGUGGCACAGAUAUUUUAUGUGCCCAGAGGUUAGAGCAUUACAAACAAUCUGAAUGUUCAAGCCAGCAUUAGCCAUUUUACUUUCAGAGAUAAAUUUAGGCUCAGCCUAAUUCAGUUUUAUAAUUUAUAUGCUCAGGAUGCUGACUAUGAAGAUUUAAGGUCAUUUUACUUUUUCUGGUCUAUUUCAUCAGCUUUAUUUGAAUAACAGGCUGGUCUGAGUUUGGCUUUUUAAUGGUGGGAGAAUUAUAGGAAUAGGUUUACAUAUGUUUACUGGGUCAUAACAGAGUGACCUUCUUUGGAAAUUCAGAGUGACUUUAAUUAAUUCUCCAAAUGACUAUCUGGAUGUUUUUUAAAAAGUUACAUUUCCUUCACCCAAAAUGUACAACCAGCGACAAUAAAUCCAGAAGCAGUUUCUUGGAGCUGUUAGAGAACCUGUACUAUUUUCAACCUGACCAUUUGAAAUAUUCUUUUGCAGUGUUUUAACUUUCUAAUCAUAAUCUAGUAUCUCUAGGAGGCAGGGUGGUGGAAAGAGUCUCAGGUCAGAGCUGGGAGGCCAGGCUGGGAUCUGCUUCUGGGAUAGGUCUGUGCCUCUUGGCACUGAGAAGAGCUAGGAUUGAUUGAGUGCUCACUAUAUGCUAGGCACAGUGCCAGUCACUUUCCACGAAUUAUUUCAGUGAUCCUGUGAGCCAGUAUUAUUUCUAUCCCCACUUUACAAAUGAAAUUUGUAAAGAAUUUAUGUAUUUUUCUCAAGGUCACACAACUAAGAAAUGUAUGAGCUAGACCACUUCCAUCUGACUUCAAAACCCAAACUCUUAGCCACACACCAGUUUGGAAAUCAUUGAACCCUUCUGGGCCACAGUUUCCUCAUCUGUAAACCUUGUAGGCUGAACCAUGUGAUCAAUAAAUAGUUUCCAGUUCUGAAUUUUUUGAUUUUUCAUCCAGCCAAGAAAACAGAUGUAGGAACUUAUGUUUGCUAUAUAUUUUAGCCUCAAAGUGGCUAAAGGCAUCCUCCAAAAUGGGAUGCUGAAAACAUUGCAAAUAGCUAAACAGCAUGUGAGGAAGUAAUUGUCAAGCUGAUACCAGCUGUGAGAGCUUUUCAGCAUUUCAACAACCCAUGGCGGUAUUUUUUAAGAGCAAUAAACUAAGUGGCUAAGUGUGUUGCCUAUGGAGCUGAGACACAAAUCCAGACCCCUGAGAAUUUACUGUGUUUCCAGGCUCUAAUGUAUUCUCUAUCUUACGGUAACUGCCUGAAUAUAGCAGACAGAAUCUCUAUAAACCUUGGAGCUGCUGGUGUAAAUUUUGGUCUUGAUGUUAAAUAAAAAAUAUCUUUUCCAGAUCAUCACUUGGUUUAUUUGACAUUUGGUUCUCCACACUGCCACCUGCCCUCCCUUGUGUCAUUCAUUCAGUGGUUUUUAAUUAAUGGUCAUAAAUGCUCUAGACAUUGCAUUACCUUGUAAAAUAAAAUGAACAGACAUAGGUAGAUAGAUAGAUAGAUAGAUAGAUAGAUAGAUAGAUAGAUAGAUAGAUAGAUAGAUAAUAUAUACAUUUCCAAAUUUUUCCUCACCCUUUCCUGCACUAUAGUAAUUCAUUGAACCUUGUUAACAAAAAAUCAGUGACCUGUCCAGCUAUUAUGCUAAUAAGUCAUCGAUCCUUCUCAACGUGAACCCAGGAAUUUAUGUUGAAAAGUGACCUCAUUCUUCGCUGUUUAGUUAAAAUGGAGUCUGGCUUUACUCAUGACGCUAAAGCUUCUAAGCCAAGGUAGCCCAUGUCACAAUAGCAGUAAGAAAACCAAAAACAAAAAUCAAUCAAGCCGAUUGCCUGGCAUUCUGAUGAUUAGGCAAUCAGGUGAUUGGCUGAACGUUCUGUUUUUCAACUUUUUGUCAGUGUUACUACUACACUUGCUUAAUGCUAUGACACAGAGGCUCUCAAAAUGCAGUCCCCAGACCUGCACCAUCAGCUCCACCCGGAAAUUUGUUAGAAAUAUAAACUCUCUACUGCUAGCCGACACCUACAGAAUUGGAAAUCUGGGGGUGGGACCCAGCAGUCUGCAUCUUUAGGAGCUCUCUAGAUGAUUCUGUCACUCACUGACUUUUGAGAACCACUGCGGCAUCAACUAAGCAGUUUGAAAAGAAAUCAGUAACAAUACUUAACUGUCAUCACAGAACAACUCAAAGCUUUACCUACUUAUUUGACUAAAUCCUUAAAAAAUACACCUAAGCAGAUGUAGUUUACUGAAAACAGCCCCUGAGAAAACUGGGCUCAGCGAUGCUUCCUUUGUUUUCAUCACAAUCGAUUUUAUUCUCCUUUUUCCUACUCUUUUGAAAUACGUAAAAAAAAAAAACAAAACCCAAACCAUACAAACUGAGAUAUGCUUAUUGAAUUCAGGAAUUGUAUACAGUAUAGCAAUUAUUGACUUUCUUUCAACUGUAGACGGUCAUUUACACAUUUGUCUCUUUUUAGGUCAGACACACCAGUGGUUUAAAAUUCUUAUUUCCCUUACAAAACAUGCCAACUCUAAUUUAAGGCUCUCUUGGGUUUAUAGUUCACAGUGGAAUGCUUUCGGUGUGAUCUUUGUAGCUUCUCCUGCUGGUUCAGGAAAAACAACCAGCUAUGAAAAACUGCAGGAAAUGUUGCACAGAUGCCACCGAGUGGAGGAAGAACUUAGAAGAGGCAUGUUCGUGAAGAGCACAUAUUUAAGAUUCAAAAAAUUUAAAAUGUUAGAGGAAGAACAGCAGAUGUGUUCACUGUGAAUUUCUUUAACCAGCACAUUAAUAAACUACUCAUUUUGUGACUCAAAUGGUUUUAAUACCUAGAAAUAUUUCAGGCUGUGUUUAGGGGUCAAAUUCAUGAUGCUUAAGUAUGAACUUUCUUUCUGAUCUGGCCCACUGAGGUUGAAUGAGUAAAUACCACUUGAAUUCCAGAUUUGGUGUUUUCACUAUAUCUAUCUUCAGCUUCUGAGGCAGAACUUGACUCUUUUCUGUGAUAUGAGCACCACCUAGCGGACACACUAAAAACUCCCUUUCAACCAAACCUGAAAAUCUUUCAGAACAGUGUUUUUCCUUAAACAAGUCAGAACUCAUAACAAUAAUAUUUUAAAAGAGGGAAUAAAAAUUUUCACUUUCAGAAAUUAUACCAAGGUCAAGUUUUCUAGUCAUUACGUUGUAUAAACCUUUUAUUUACUUACAGUUAACAUCUAUUAAGCAAUGUGUUAUGAGGAUGGUUAUACCAUGACCAUGUCUUAGUGUUUGUCUGUAGACACGCAGUUAUUUCUUUAAAGGAUUAAUUGGGUCACCAACCAUUUUAAACAAAUUUAGUGCCUAGCAACAUUAAAUGCCCUCUGUAAUGAGGCAGUUGAACUAAAAGAAUGAUGAAAAAUAACAUCUCCUUUCAUUGCAUUUUGGGCAUCAACUUCAAACCUGGGUAUGUUUUGACAUUCAAUGGCAUGGAAUUAAAUAGAGGAUUGGUAAGUAUGCACUUUAUUUCUGAGGGGCUGCAUAAGGAAAUAACUAUAAUUCUCUGAUGUAGAACAUCUAUUUUGGGUCUGAAUAGUGUUAUUUGCCUGCAAACAGGCUUUUCAGCCACGGGACAGUUGAGUCUGUCUGCUUCACUACAUUGUCUAGUAAAUGAAGAGAGAAU